GGGGAGGGGAAUGGAUCUUUUCUGUGUGACUCGCCGGAGCUCCCUCAGCCUGCUCCUUACCACCUGUCCUUGACUUACUGAGCUCGUACGAGGCUGAGUGGAAGCCGUGCUCGCUCCCUCCUCUCCUCUGGCUCCGCUCUGUCUGUGUUUGUGUGAGCAGCUGACAUUUUUUGUUUUCUUUUCAAUCUCUCAUUCUGUGUGGGGCUGUUUCUUUCUACCUGUGGUGCUUCAGUGGAGUGGCAAGGAGGGGAACAUUCGUCCUCGGCCGGCGGAGCUCUGAUGGGAGGCAGUGCUGGCUCUGGCUGGGACUGGGGAUGCUGAACGGGGGGAGGGAGGGCCUGUUUGAGCUGGGACAGCAGCUCCAGCAGCAGGGGGAGUAUCAGGCCGCCCUCCACUGCUUCCUCAGCUGCCUGUUGGGACUGACCCAUGUGCAGAGCUUCACCUCUCUGCCCAACUGCCUCCACCAGAUCGCAGAACUCUUCAUCACUGAAAAGAAUUAUGGGAAGGCCCUGCAGUUCAUUCAGGCUGAGAAAAUGUUCUAUGAGGUGGCAUUGAUCGAGCUCACUGCUCUUCAGGGGAGCACAGGGCCUCAGGAGGAGGCUACUUUGGGCUCCGCAGGAUGGACGACCCCAGAGGAGCUUUCGGAGCAGGCCUCCCAGGCACAGCACCUCGAACGGCUGGCCCAGCUGUGCAUCAUGAGCAAACAACCUCAUCUUGCUCUGGAAUACAGCGGUAAGGCUACAAAGAUCCACCAGAGGGCCUUCGGUAACGACCACCCCAUCACGGCCAGAAGCCUGGAGCUCAUGGCCAACGUCUAUGCUGAGAUUGGCAAGACUGAAUACUCAGACUCCCUGGGUCAGUGUGUGUCUGCGCUGUCCAAACGCUUCGCUGCUGCAGAGUCCAUCAGAGACUCGACUGUCAACUGUCUUCCUCAUUCCCACCGGGAGAAACACUCAGAGGUCCGCCACAGAAAGGACACCCACCACCAACAGGAGGACACGCCGAAGCCUAAGAUAACCAAUGUCAAAGUACCCACCUCCAUUCUAAAGAGGCCGAAUCACAUCUACGGGUCGGACCCAGAACCCAACCAUAGGCGGAAAGGCGAACGGAGGGUUCGAUUCAGGGAGCCAGAGACCACGGUACAUGACAUUCCUUACAGUGACUGUGUAGGUGCCUACGAGACGACGCAGUCCCGCCCCCACCUCGCCCUCUUCACUUGCCUCUUCCUGCUGAUGUCAUUCCUGGGCGUGGCCAUGUACUGCACGGACCGCCGGCGCCCGCAGCGAGUGUGCGAGGAGCUGGAGGCCGCUCUGGCUGUAUACCUGCUGCACAUGAAACAGCUUCUGUGGGGCUGCUGGAUAUGGCUGACCAUGCAGUGACUCAAAGCGACCACAGGGGGAGAAAUGGAGCCUCCUUAAUGGUUUUUUUUUUUUUGUUUGUCUUUUUUUAUCAGACCCCUCUUUUUUCUUAACUUGGAAGGAGCCCAGGCCGACCAACACCUCAGCCAUUUGGCAAAAGGCUCUGCGAAGCACUCUCGCAGUGAAAAGGGAAACGUGUAAUCCCAGAAAUAUGUAGCUUCCAUUUCUGUAUGUAUAUAUGUACUAAGGAGGUGGGCAUGCCUCCUCGUUUUAAGUUGAAAUGAUUUUUGCACAUCUGCAAUGUUUAAGCUCACGUAUAUAACGCUCACCUAAUCACCACAAACGUCAGGUUUUUUGUUUUUUUUUUCUUUUUCAUAUCAUGGUCUAUCGUAUGCGAGUGAACGUUUCCAUGGAAUGCACAUAUUUAUUUUGUUACCUGAUUUUUUUGUGUGUAUAUCAGAUAUUACACAGAACUGAAUGUGUAUAUAUGGCUCAAUAUAUAAGGACUACUCACAAUACUCAGCCUUGUAAUUGCACAUAUAUGAAUGUAGAGAUGUUUGGAAACGGCUGUGAUCCGAGGGGAGGAAGAGGAGGAGGAGGAGGAGGGUGGAAGCACAAAUGUGUUGGAUAACGAGACAGAAAAACAACAGGGCUGCAUCACUUCACAGGACCAGGUUGAAUGACUAACAGAUGAAGAGAAAAAGAAAGAAAAAAAAAAAAACACCACUUUCCUUACCGACUGUCUUCAGCUGAUUCCUGCAGCACAGUGUUAUGAAUUCUCUCUCCUUAUCUAUUGUCGAAGAGAAUAUACUCAAGCCGAACGAAUGCUAAUUGCUUUUGACGGUGUUUCCCCUUUAUAGCCGCUUGAAUCCCACAGAAAACAUCCCCUUGUCCUUAAAUGUUAUUUAUUCUUGUAUACUGUAUAUCUGCAUCAAAUAUCCAAUUCGGUUCUUUUAAAAUUUUUUAAACUUUU
Messenger RNA from Acanthopagrus latus (yellowfin seabream), 2331 nucleotides. RefSeq names its product chromosome 16 C14orf180 homolog (gene c16h14orf180). The record is from RefSeq and is a predicted model, not a curated record. Gene Ontology annotation, biological process: positive regulation of Golgi to plasma membrane protein transport. The transcript has 10 exons. Lineage: Eukaryota; Metazoa; Chordata; Actinopteri; Spariformes; Sparidae. The coding region runs from base 315 to 1379 and encodes 354 amino acids. Gene Ontology annotation, cellular component: plasma membrane; trans-Golgi network; transport vesicle. Gene Ontology annotation, molecular function: connexin binding.